CAAAAAAUAAAAUAAAAUAAAUUAAAAAGAUAAUCAACAUUGCGCGCAUGCUUCACACCGAAUAUGGAAAAUCAAUUUCUACGAAUCUUGGGUUUUCUUUUUCCGAUUAACCAUCAUGGAUUCUCAUACAGGUGAUAUUUCGCUAGAAUUCCAAAUGGGUAUUGAUAAUUUUCCCAUUAGGUAGGGUUUUGCUUUCUGAGUAAUCUAGAUUUUGGAGUUUGGGUUUGGGGGAUACAUAGACAUGGGUUCAAAAGAUGAGAAUAGUAAAGCAUGGAAAUGGGGUUUGGGUUUGGUAUACAUAUUUGCCGUGGCAACAAUUUGGAUAGCUGCUAGCUUUGUAGUGCAGUCUGUUGUAGAAGCUGGUGUGUCACCAUUCCUUGUUACUUACAUCUGCAAUUCUUUAUUUGUGGUGUUGAUUCCAAUUGUUGAGAUUGGGAGGUAUUUGGAGGAUUCUUAUGGGAGUUUAUGGUUUUGGAGGAGUGAGAAGAGUAAUCCACAUUCGAAAGGAAGGGUAGGCGAGUCAGAGAAGGCCAUCCUUCUCAAAGAUAAUGAUGCUGGGAAUGAAGCUAGUGAAUCCUUGGUUCUUGAAGAGGUUGAUGUUAUUCAAGAAAGGAACAAUGGUUCUGAAUUGCUUCCAGCAGAUAAGGUGGUAGGGGUAUCGGCUGAUCAAGUUAAUGUGAUUGAAAAUAUCAGUAAUCACCUUGAUGAGAAAGGGCGGUGGAGUCGGUGCAGAGUGGCCAAAGUUAGUCUUUUGAUCUGCCCAUUUUGGUUUUUAGCUCAACUCACUUUUAACCUGUCAUUGAAGUAUACUACAGUCACAUCAAACACAAUCUUAAGCAGUGCAUCCAGUCUUUUUACCUUCCUGGUAUCCCUAGCAUUCUUGGGCGAGAGGUUUACUUGGUUAAAGCUUUUCAGUGUUCUUCUUUGUAUGGCAGGAACAAUAAUUGUAAGUCUAGGUGAUUCGCAAUCUGGUUUAGCAACAGUUGCAUCGAAUCCUCUUCUUGGAGACAUUUUUGCACUUGCUUCCGCAGGAUUAUAUGCAGUUUAUAUAACUCUUAUUCGCAAGAAAUUACCUGAUGAUGAUGGAAAAAGUGGUGAAGCCAGUACAGCUCAGUUUCUUGGAUUUCUUGGGCUUUUCAAUGUUUUGAUUUUUCUUCCAGUUGCCCUCAUACUGCAUUUUACCAAGAAGGAAUCUUUUAGUACACUAACCUGGAAGCAGCUUGGUCUGAUAAUUGGUAAAGGAUUGCUGGAUAAUGUGCUGAGUGAUUACUUGUGGGCCAAGGCUGUUCUUCUCACAUCUACCACAGUAGCCACAGCUGGUCUUACAAUUCAGGUCCCAUUGGCUGCCAUUGUGGAUACCUUGACUGGCAAUGCUCUGCGCUUUAUGGAUUACCUUGGAGCGAUAGCUGUCAUGAUUGGCUUCACUGGAAUCAACAUUCCUUCUGAUACUUUUAGCAAAUCCACAGAAACUACUGUGGCAUUGGAAAAUGAGAACUUGAAUACAAGGACUGAAGAGCUUACUUUGUCUAUAAGCCAAGAUUCAGUUGCCAUAUCAUAGCAUUGUACAUUACAUUCACUUCACGGUUUAGUUGACGGGUGGUCUUUUUGUAACCAUGCCAGAUUAGUUGCAAAAUCUGAAAUGUACUACUAUACCAGACAGGAAAAUAGAAAAGGUAGAACAACGGAAGAUGGUUCACUAGACGAACACAUGAGAGAUUGCGCCUGGUCAGACAUGUAAAUUGCCAUGUAGUUCAGCAAAUUAUUACUUGGUUGAGAUUUUCAUUGAUGGUUUGAGUGCCUUAGUGGACGACCCCUUAAGAAAGGGUUCUCCCAUGUACCACAUGUAAUGAUAAGUAUGGGAUUCUAUUGAUUUUGAGAUACUUUGUAAAUGUUUAGUUCUAUCUCUUAAACUUGAUUAAAAGGUUUCAAGUCAUAGUCUUUCAUUUCAUAAUAUUA
Messenger RNA from Glycine soja, 1956 nucleotides. RefSeq lists its product as uncharacterized. Gene Ontology annotation, biological process: regulation of peptide transport; transmembrane transport. Gene Ontology annotation, molecular function: transmembrane transporter activity. Gene Ontology annotation, cellular component: membrane. Bases 242 to 1558 code for a protein of 438 amino acids. The record is from RefSeq and is a predicted model, not a curated record. The transcript has 4 exons. NCBI's taxonomy places the organism in Eukaryota, Viridiplantae, Streptophyta, Magnoliopsida, Fabales, Fabaceae.